Molecule: messenger RNA, 2578 nt
Organism: Anopheles coluzzii
Lineage: Eukaryota; Metazoa; Arthropoda; Insecta; Diptera; Culicidae
Exons: 4
Coding region: 379-2466 (695 amino acids)
Source: RefSeq, a predicted model, not a curated record
UCUAUUAUCAGACUCCACAGUCUUAAAAGGAAAUUGGUUCUGAUACUUGCUAUUUUAUAUCAUGCAGAUAGCUGAAAACCUAAGACAACAACCGAAAAAGUCGAAAUUUUUUCACGGUUGAACUGUUUCACGAAACUUUCAUCUUCAUUAACGGUCUUUUCAAGUUGUGUUGCAUUGUCGUUGUUAUUUAUCGAAGAUUUUGACAAAUACAGAAAGAAUCAAAGAAGAAACGAAGAAAAGACUUUUUCUUCGUUCAUUUCUUCAUGUGUAAUGGCGUAUGCUUUGACAGAUCUUGGCGUGCUACGGUGGGUGAUUGUUGUACAGUGCGUGGUUGAUGUGAAGUAAAAAAUAAGUAUAAACUAAAAUUAAUUAACCAAAAUGGCUGAUGAAAAUUACGCACGCAAUAUGAAAAAGAGUGGUUUGUUGUACAGACGAAAAAGGAAGUUGGAAGAUUUAAGAAAAGAAGAAGAGUGUGGUGCUGCUGCGGAAUUCGACUAUACCGAUACGACUGAUGGUAUGGUGCAACCAAACAGUGACAUUACAGCUAAACUUCUUGGUGAAGCAUCUUUUCAAGGGGAUGGCGAACAAUUUCCGCUGAUCUUUAGUCCAAACGAGGAAGAAGCCGAGAGUGGUAAAGAAGAAGCCGAGUGUGGUGAAGGUGAAGCUGAGAGUGUCGAAGGAGAAGCUGAGAGUGACGAAGAAGAAGAUGAGAUAGACGAAGGAGCUAUUGAUUUUGAUACAAUGUCAGUCUCUGAUUGUUUGCAUUAUUUUGCAUUGUAUACCAAUCAAAAGCACUCGGCGAUAAAUAUGUUGCUUAAGAUUUUGAGGACGAAGACUAAUUUUGCUCUCCCAAAAGAUGCCAGAACGCUUCUAAACACCAAUAGAAAGCGUCCAAAAAUAAAAGAUCUGGGAAAUGGUUCAUUCUGGAACCGUGGCAUUAGGAAAAGUCUAAUUCAAAGUUUACGAUUUGCAACAGUACCAGAAACACUAUCUUUAAACAUUUUCAUCGACGGGCUUCCGUUGCACAAAAGCAGUAAAAUACAAUUUUGGCCGAUCAUGAUCAACAUAAAGGAAAUGCCUCAGAUUGCCCCAAUCACAGCAGCUAUUUUUUGUGGGCGUACCAAACCAAAAGAUGUGAGAAGGUUUAUGAAACCACUGGUACAUGAGCUGAAUAUGUUAAUGGACGUUGGUAUGGUGCUGAAUAAUCGUCGAGUCACAAUUAAAGUACGGGCAAUAAUAGCGGAUUCUCCUGCCAGAGCUUUUUUAAAAGGUGUUGCAUAUUUCAAUGCAAAGGAGGGAUGUGCAAAGUGCACCUGCGAGGGAGAAUUCAAUGACGAAGGCAGAUGUACCAUUUUUAAGGAUACAAAUGCACCACUGAGAACGGAUCGUAACUUUCGUCGUAAGGUGUACGGAAAACAUCACAGGGAAGUAUCGCCUCUUCUAGGCUUGAAGAAUUUCGAUAUUAUUGAUGAUGUCAUAGUUGGUGACAAUCUUCAUUUAAUCGAUUUGGGGAUAAUGCGUAGAUUACUAUUAGGUUGGAGAGAUGGAAAACUAGGUCUUAGAACUAAAUGGUUUGCUAAACAGAUUGAAGAAAUAUCUAAAAAAAUUAUAAAAGUUAAACUGCCCAAAGAAAUCCAUCGAAAACUUGGUCCACUAGAAGACCUCAAAUUUUGGAAAGGUACCCAAUUCCAUAGUUUUUUUAACUAUCUUAGCAUUUAUAUUUUGAAAGAUAAUUUGCCUGAUAAAGAAUAUGAGCACUUCAAACUCUUGUUUUGUGCCAUAGUUUUGCUAUCUUCUGAAGUUUAUCGUUCUAAUUGGAAAAUCGCUGGUGAAAUGCUUAAGGUUUAUGUUGAAGAUUUCGGUAAACUGUACGGAGAGAAAUUUUUAACCAGUAAUGUGCACAACUUAAUUCACAUCUCAAAAGAAGUACAAAAGUUCGGUCCUUUACCUUCAAUUUCCACCUAUGAUUUUGAAAAUGCUCUGGGAGGUUUAAAAAAACAUCUUCGCAAAGCAGAUCAGCAUCUUCAACAAAUAGUAAAUAGACUAUCGGAAUUGGAAGCAUUUAGUCAUGAUUUACGUUCUAUGAAUCAUAAAGAAUUUUGCAUAUCAACCAAAACCAAACCAAAUGGGGAUACCAUCUUGCAAAUGAAAAAUUUUAUACUUUGUAAAGAUAACGGAAACGAAUGGUACAUGACAAAAGAUAAUAAGAUUGUCAAAUACACAAAGUCUUCAGAACAAAACAACAAAAAGAUAAGUAUAUUUGGACAAGAAAUAACCGACAAGACAGAUUAUUUUUUAUCACCAUUUCCAUCAAGAAUUAUAAACAUUUUUCUUGGCGAUCUUAAGAGCUUAAAUCCUAACGAACUAGUUUGUCAUCCUGGCGAUAUUAAAUGCAAAUUAGUUGCGUAUAGUGUAGAUAAUAGUUCUGAAUAUUUGUUUAUUCCAUUGUUGCACACGUUAACCUAAGUUUAAUUUCACGUAUUGAAAUAGAAAAUGUUAGAGCUAGAUUUAUGUAGUAAGUAAGGCAAAUAAAUGAAAGGUUUUAUGUUUCUUAAAUGUAGGCAAGAAUUUAUAUUAA